AAUUGUAGUGUUUUUAAUAAAUAUCUACUGAGUAUCUGCGAGUUGUAAAAUAUAUUUUUAGUGGUAAAAUUAUUUUGUGCGAUAUUCUAAACUCUAGACGCAUGCAACAUCUAAACAAUAUUGAAUAUCUUUUAAAGCAAUAGAGCAAUAUUUAUGUUGUUUUUUAAAGUAAUCUGUAUAAUGUUAUUUAUUUAAAACUAGCACUGAGCACACGGUUACGUAUAGGUAAAUAAAAAUGCACCUAAUUCUCAACCUUAUAAUGUAAACUAUUUAUAGACAUUUUAUCAUAUGAAUAUCAUGCAUAGACUGACAAAUACUACAGACAUAUAAAUUAGCAUCUUCUGAUGAAGAUUGAGUCAUAAAGCGACUGCUUAAAUUUUAACAUUGAAUUCUGAUAUCACUACAGUGCUUAUAUAAGGGGAAACUUAGCCUUUACAACUUUAGUACGCAACAAUGUCUACUGGACUUAAAAUCUCAGUGGUUUAUUUUAUAACCUUUAAUUUAUAUUUGACAAGUGGUGCAAGAAUCUUAGGAGUGUUCCCAACCCCUUCUAUUAGUCAUCAAGUUGUAUUUCGACCUUUAGUGCAAGAACUUGUGAAGCGAGGGCAUGAGGUGACAGUUAUCACGACGGAUCCUGCAUUCAAACCAGGGCAGGCACCGACCAACUUAACCGAGAUAGAUGUCCAUGACCUAUCUUACAAAAUAUGGACCAAUGCUUUGCAGGAAAAGAAGACAGGAAACGAAGAUGAUGAUUUAUAUUCUCAAAUCCAACUAAUUUUGAUAUCAGUGUCCAAAGUAUUUGAAGCUCAAAUAGCUACUGAUGAAGUUCAAAAAAUAAUUACAAAGAAAAAGGGACAGUUUGAUUUAUUAAUUUUAGAAGCAUUCGUUAAACCUACUUUAGCUUUUACUCAUAUUUUCAAUAUUCCAACUAUUCAGAUCAGCUCAUUCGGUGGAUUGCAAUACAAUUUCGAAGUAAUUGGAGCUCCAAUACACCCGUUACUAUAUCCAACAGUUUUGAGCCAAAGAGUAUAUAAUUUAUCUAGCUUUGAAAAAUUACAACAGCUGUAUAAACUGCAUAAAAUUAAUAGGUUUUUCGAUUUAGCAGAGCAAGACGAUGAUAAGCUUGUGAAAAAAAUAUUUGGACCAGAUAUUCCAUCCUUACGAAACUUAGCUGAUAAUGUUCAUAUGUUGUUUCUCAAUAAUCAUCCAAUCUGGUCGGAUAACCAACCAGUUCCACCGAGUGUUGUAUACAUUGGAGGAAUUCAUAAUAAUCAACAGAAAAAGCUACCAAAGGACUUGAACGAUUUAUUAGAUAAAUCAAAACAUGGUGUAAUUUACUUCAGCCUUGGGACGAACGUGAGACCGUCAGUUAUGCCACCAAAAAAAGUUCAAAUGAUGAUUAAAGUUUUUUCGGAACUUCCAUAUGAUGUAAUAUGGAAGUGGGAUUUGGAUUCUAUGUCUGGAAAGUCAGAUAACAUCAAUUUAUACAAGUGGCUACCGCAAUCAGACCUUCUACGGCAUCCAAAAAUUAAACUGUUCAUCACACAAGGAGGACUUCAAUCAACAGAUGAAGCUAUAGAUGCUGGAGUACCUCUUGUUGGUAUACCACUGUUUGCAGACCAAUGGUUCAAUACAGAAAAAUAUCCGUAUCAUAAAAUUGGAGUUAAACUUGAUUUGCCUUCUCUAACAGAAGAAAUAUUUAGAGACGCUAUUGUAACAGUCAUUUCGGAUAAAAGCUAUCGAGAGAAUAUAAUAAGAAUGCGAAACAUAGUUAGAGAUGAACCACAGACACCAUUAGAACGUGCGGUUUGGUGGACAGAGUAUGUUCUACGGCACGGUGGUGCUAAACAUUUGAGAGCAGCCGGUGCCAAUAUAUCAUGGACACAGUACUUAGAGAUCCAGUUAAUAGUUAUAGUGUUACCAGUAUUGUUAUUUGUGAUAUUAUUAUUUUUAUGGGUAUUAAAGUUUUUAAAAUAUUUCGUCAGAGAAAUAAUUGGUUCUAGCAUUAAAAUAAAAACAAAUUGAAAUGUAUAUUGUUCAUCAGUUUUUUUAUUUUAAAAAAUCUUUGAUGAUAAAGAUUUACUUCAUUUUUGUAUAGAAUAUACGAAUUCUUUGUA
Molecule: messenger RNA, 2117 nt
Organism: Bicyclus anynana (squinting bush brown)
Lineage: Eukaryota; Metazoa; Arthropoda; Insecta; Lepidoptera; Nymphalidae
Product: UDP-glycosyltransferase UGT5-like
Exons: 4
Coding region: 454-2025 (523 amino acids)
Molecular function (GO): UDP-glycosyltransferase activity
Source: RefSeq, a predicted model, not a curated record